Messenger RNA from Stegastes partitus (bicolor damselfish), 3583 nucleotides. It is a transcript of the gene clmnb, whose product is annotated as calmin b. Gene Ontology annotation, molecular function: actin filament binding. Bases 132 to 2693 code for a protein of 853 amino acids. The record is from RefSeq and is a predicted model, not a curated record. Gene Ontology annotation, cellular component: nuclear outer membrane; cytoplasm; meiotic nuclear membrane microtubule tethering complex. Gene Ontology annotation, biological process: nuclear migration. The transcript has 10 exons. NCBI's taxonomy places the organism in Eukaryota, Metazoa, Chordata, Actinopteri, Pomacentridae.
CCCUUAUUCUGCAAGGAAACCUCAGAGAACCUCUGACUGUUCACAGUUUCAAUUGUUGUUUUGUUUUUUUUUUGGUUUUUUUGAAAAUCUUCACAAUGGAUGGUGAGCAUAGUGACUGACAUAAAUUGAGAAUGCAGGAAAACUGGGAUUCACAGAGGAAACCAGCUGGAGCGAUCAGUAUCAAGCCUCAAGAUGAGAGGAAAGCAGUGCAGAAGAGAACUUUCACCAGAUGGAUGAAUGUGUUUCUGCAGAGACAUGAUCCUCCAGAUGAAGUGCACGACCUGUUCGCAGACAUUCAGGAUGGCAGAAUACUCAUGGCUCUGCUGGAGGAGCUGUCCGGGUGCAAACUACUUUACAGGUUUCGGCCGUCUUCUCAUCGCAUUUUCAGGCUGAACAACAUUUCCAAGGCCCUGGCUUUCCUGGAUGAUAGACAUGUGAAGCUGUUUGGCAUCGACGCGUCUGGUAUUGCUGAUGGCACUGCCUCUGUUGUUCUUAACCUUGUCUGGAACAUUAUCCUGCAUUUCCAGGUAAAGGAGGUGACGGGAGGCCUCCAGAGACAUUUGUCUUCUAGCCUCUCUUCCUUAUCAGUGAGCAGUUACCCGUCCUCCAGUGACCUCUCAACCCAGCCAAAUGACAUUGGCAGCUACUCCUGCAGCACUCUGCCAAGCAAAGGCAGAAAGGCUGCCAGGGAGCCAAAGUACCAUGGGAAAGCAAUUAAGACGCUCCUGCUGUGGGCCCAAAGAUGCACAUCGAAAUAUGGGGUUGAUGUGCACGACUUUGGGAAGAGCUGGAGGAGUGGGCUGGCAUUCCUUGCUUUAAUUAAAUCCAUAAACCCAGGCUUGGUUGACCUGAAGGAGAGCUUGUCCAGAGAGCCAAAAGAAAACAUCCAGCUGGCCUUCAUGACAGCCCAUCAGAGUUUGGAUAUACCGCCUCUACUGGAGCCUGAAGAUGUGAUGUGCACCUCACCAGACGAGCAGUCCAUCAUCACUUACAUUUCAAUGUUCCUGGGGCAUCACUCGAGCAUAGAUGAGGAUCAUUCAACAGACACUGAAGUUCCUGAGAUCCCCAACUUUGGAUCCCUCGAGCCAGUCAGCUUCGGAGAGACUCUCGCCGAUGAUCCAGAAGCCCAAGCUCUGCUCAAAGGCUUGGAGACGAGCAGCGAGCAGCAGCUGUGGAAACGGUGGUCCAGGAGAUCUUCAGGAAGCCCUCGUGUCACCUCGCGGCACAUGAACGGAGCCUCAGACCUCUCCUCCAACCGAGGCGACCAAAGCAGUGCCGCUACUUCACUGUUCAGCAAAAACAAAGGCAGGAGUCGAAGCGUUUUACAGCCACCCAGUCCGCUGGACGCAGGCGUAGCCAACCAAGAGAUUCGACUGUGGCUGGAGAAGGGUUCAGAUCACGGCUACGGCAAGAGAAGAGCGGAUGAAAGUCAUUUUUCAUUGAGCUCUGAGGAAGGAAUCUACAGUGUGUCAGCUCUGGACUCAGAUGAAGAGGACGCCUACAGCUACAUCCUGGAUCUGAAUAAAGAGGUUUUCCAACCAUACAGUCACCUGAAAAGACAAGUAGAAAAGGUUGAAGAGGAAACAGCAGAGGAAUUGAACAAAGAGUCAGAACAUCUGGAAGGACCCAAGAUGUUUAAUGGCGGCGGACGUAAUCAUCAGGAAGGCUACACGGCACAGAACGCAGGCUUUGAUCUAGAAUCAGAGGAUGGUGCUCAGUCUGUGAUUCACAAGAAGUUCAAUUUGGACAAAAAUGAAAGCAACUUCAGACAGAUAUCAAACAAUAAAGGUUUGUUUGAUUUGGAGUCUGAAAGAAGAAGCAACGAAGAAGAGGAGAGGCUUGUUAGAGGACAGAGUAAUGACGAUGGUGAUUAUUGCGAGGUAGAGAGGGAGAAGAAGAAGGAAAACGCCCGCCUGGCAGAGGAUGGAUGUGACAAAACAGAAGAUGAUGGAGUGGAAGAAAAGAUUUCUGAAGUGGGUAAUUGGCAGAAAGAGGCUGAGGAAGAAGGAGAAGAAGAGCUCUCUGAGAAAUGGGGACAAGUGAGUGAGUGGAGAACAGUUCAGGAAGGAGAUGAGGGAGAAGAUUUGACAAGAUUUGAAGAAGGGCAGGAUUUAAGUAAUGAAAGAGAAGAAGUUGGUGUAAAGGAGGAAGAGAGGGGAAAUCAGAAAAGUGUGAAUUUAGAAAGUUUGGAGGUAGGAGUGAAGGAAGGAAUAUUAACUGACGAUCCUGCGUAUGAAUUCAGAAGGACUGAUGCGGCGAGUCAAAACACAGAAGAAAGGGACUGGAGAGACAAUGCUGUCAAAAUGGAUUUGAACAAGAACUGUACAGAUGUAGAAAAGACUGAAGACACUGAGGAAGAGAUGAAUUCAACAGAUUUUGAGCCAGCAGCUAAAGCAGCAGAUGGGAAGGAGAGGGAACUGGAGAUCAGAAGACACAGAGAUCUGACAAUAACAGAUCGUCUUGGGGAAACUACCCCACAAAAGGAAGCAGUUGGAGGUGCUGACAUCAAUGGUGGUGAUAAAAACUGGACUCCGGCCUGCAGUGCAACCUCUGAGUCGUUCAGCAGCGAGGGAGGAUUCACUCGUCAGCCUUUAGCUGCCUCUUUUGACGUAACUCCAUCUGAGCUGGAAAUGCUCCUGGUCCUGUGGAUCCUGCUCUACUGCUGCCUCAUCCUACCUCAGACGAACCUCUGAGUCCCCCUGCAGUGCACUCCUCCCAUUAAGAUAUGCUUAUUAGCCCUGUUUGCGCUAAUGAGCCAAACAGGGACACCUAGAGCUGGGCUGACUCUUUAUCUGUGUCACUAAAUUUCCCUCAAGGCAACGUUUAAUGAUUAUAUUUGCCUCGUGCUGCCAGCAGAUAUAAUUUGUAAUAACUUGGGCUAUAGUUUCAGAUAAACGCAUAAAGCUGUAAUCCCCAUUCUUGGGCAGAUUUUCAGCUGCUUGGUCUUACACUACAUUAUCAGACAUGGUUUGUGGGCUGUUUCUGCCGAAUGCAUGUCCACAACGCUUUGUAUUUUUGAUUGAUUUUCCUGGCAGAACUGCACCUUUCAGUUUCAUUUGACGUAAUCGACCACAUGGUGGCAUCGCAGCAUCACAGCAGCGACUGUCUCACAUGACCGGCCGUCUAUACAGCAUUCUGUUGCCUGCUGAGAAUCCCAUAUGACCUGCUGUUUAAUUAGAAGCUGUAUUGACAUGCUGAGAUUAAGAUGAUAAUAUUUAAUGAGCACUUUGACAUUUCGCAGACUCUCACCAUGUCUCUUGUGGCUCCGAAUGUAUACGGUUUCAUUGUUUUCAGCUCACAUGAUAGUUAAAGCUUAUUAUUAGCUUUUUUCAUGACACUUUUAUGACUAUGUGAUAUAAACAAUAAACCAGCUGCUUGAUCUGUUUCAUCCCACUCGACAGAAUCAGGCCUGUAAAUACUGCAUUUCCAGACAGCUUAGACAUGUUAUUCUCAUGUAUAAUUUCUGCUGGAAUACCACAGUGUGUACACAGUGGAACUCGAGCAAAAAUACAAGUAUGUAUCAGUUACAUAAGUGUUCAAAAUCCAUGUUGACCAAAAUGUGUAUUAAAGGGGAAUGAGUAUG